Messenger RNA from Stylonychia lemnae, 2268 nucleotides. NCBI's taxonomy places the organism in Eukaryota, Ciliophora, Spirotrichea, Sporadotrichida, Oxytrichidae. The record is from the annotation of a GenBank genome assembly.
AUGAUUAAUCCAAUGGAAAUUAGAUAUCUAAACUUGUCUCUCAAUCAAAAAGUUGAUGCUAACAUUAAAAGUUCCAAGAAUAUAUCAGAGCACAUACAGAGAUUGCUAGACUAAAAAAAAGACAAAAUUAGGUAAUUAUUUUAAAAUUCUGAAACGCUAGAGCAAUAAACUAAAAAGCCUAGAUCUGAGAGUUUGAAUGGCUCGUAAUCAGCAAGAGGUCUAAGACCAAUAGUUCCAUUAAUUAACAUAAAUAAAAUAGAUUUGGACGAUAUUUAGGAAUAUGACGAGGAAGAGAAUAAACAGACCUUUAAUUUUCAUUACGAAGCAGAUAUAAAAGUAGGAAAGGAUGAAAUGCAAUUCAAAAAGGUACCAAAUACAGCAAGAUUGAAUGAUUUUUCCUAAUUUUCAAAUCAAUAAACCAAUCUUGAUAUCAGUAACUUUGUUUCAGUUCAAGAUCCUUUCGCCUACCAGUUGGUUUUUAAUUAUAAUGCAGAAGAUGAUAACCAGAUAAAGGUUCAUAAGGCUACAGAAGCUAAACAACUACUAAAUUGUUUUAAACAAUUUUAGAUGCCUUUUUCCAAGCAAACUUACUCAAUCAAGGGUAAAAAUUUGAAAAUGUUACACUAAGAUGUCGAAACCAUUUAACGAUGCAUUUAUCCUUUAUUUACAGGGCCUGUUGAUCCUAAGAUAAAUAGUUGUAAGUACCUAGUUUACCUAGAAAUGCAAGAAUUCAAAAAAGUCAAUAAAAUGCGAGAAAGCCUUAAUUAGCUUCUUUAGUAGAAAUUCAAUCUAGAUUACUCCUCCAAAUAUUAAUAUGAAAACUAUGAGAAACUAAUUGAACAAUUACAGAAAAAAUAACUAGUGUCUGGUUUUUGGGAAUUCCAAGAGAUAUCAGCUUAAAUUCCUUAAAGUAGAGAAUCUUCGAGGAUGGUAAGUGAAAGAGACAAUGUUUACAUGUUUGGAGGAUCUGCAAGAGAGCCAUUUAAUGACACUAGAUGCUUGGAAGAUAUGGACACUAAAUUCUUUGGAAAGUUAUUUGAAAAUGAAGGUGAGGAAGGUUUAGGGUUUCCAUAGAGGAGAUUUGGAAAUACUCUCAAUCUAUUUUAGAGAUAGUUGGUUGUGUUUGGUGGUGGAGGAGCAUAUAACAGCUAAGCUAAAAUGAGACUUACAUACAAUGAUGUUUUCAUGUUUGAUAUUGGUAAGACCAUUACUAUUAAUAUUUUAGAGAAUUAAAAAUGGACAUCAGAUGAUUUCCUUCCUAAGGACUAUGAUGGAGAAUUAUUAAUUGCACCAAAAACAAGAAUGCAUCAUGCGGGUGAAGUGUUUGGAUGCAUGCUUGUUAUACAUGGAGGUAUAUCAGGUGAGGAUAAAGACAUCUUAGAUGACUUUGGAAUUUAUGAUUUAAAGAGACAAACUUGGGUAAAGACAAAUAUUUCUACAAACAGUAGAAAACCACUAGCUAGAUAUAUGCAUGCAAUGACAGUUGUGCAUCCAGAUGGUAUUGAUAAUUAACUGAAAUAUUCAAGAGCAUUGUGGGCUUAGCAAUUCUAAGUUAAAAACCAAAAUCCAACACCUGAUUAAAACGACUAAGAUCAGAAAAUUAUUGAGAGCAAUAAAAUGGGAAUUUACAUGUUCGGUGGACUAGUUGUUAAAUAAGAUUUGUGCCUAUCAAUUGAAAGUUUAGCCCCACUUACAGAUCGAAAAGAUGAAAAAAAUAAAAAAAAGGUGUGCAACACAGAAUUAGUGUUUUCGAAUGAGCUUUAUUUUAUCAAGCCUGAUUUCUAAGAAAACAUUAAGGGCCUAUUCUAUCAUAAAAAAUACAGUAAAGAUUUCGAUUACAAGUCAGAUAAGAAGAUGCCUGAAUUAACAUUAGAAGUAAUCAAAUUAUCACCUUAAGGAAAACCUCCGAUAGGUAGAUGCUUGCAUGCUUAAACCUUUUUUGCAAAGAGAUAUCUAGCUAUAUUUGGUGGUAGAAACGAUACUUUAUUCAAAGAGUAUAGUAAUAUUGCCUUAAAUGAUCUCUACCUCUACGAUAUUGGUAUUAAUUAAUUUAUUUUUUAAUUACUUUAGCCAAUAAUUCCUGGGUGGCAGUGGCCUCGCAUGGAUGCUAUCCUGAAGGAAGGUUUAGUCAUGGAAUGGUUCAGAUAUCAAGUGGUAUUAAUAGCUUUAAGUGGAAAGAACAUUAAACUCAAGUAAAAGGUUUUUAAAGACUAGAUAUCGGAGAUAGAGAGAGAAAUAAGAAAGCAUCAGCAUAAAAAUCAAUUAUGA